UGCGUGUGGAUCGCAGCGCAGCACAGCUCCGAGAGCGCCGCAGAUAAAGGCAUAACCGAGCGGGCAGGAGGGAGCAAGGCAAAGGGAACCCAGCAAGGGGCACUGAAAACCACAUUUCUGACAAAAGCGCCCCCCUUGCCAUUUCACUGAAUCAGAAAUUUUAGGCAUUGACUGACGCCUGGAUGCACCGACAUCAGUGAACCGCUCACUUGGGUCCGCGGAGCAGAUCGCAGCAUGUCCCGAAGGAAGCAAAGCAACCCCAGGCAAAUCAAACGGCCGCUGGAUGACAGCCUGGAGGACGAAGAGGGGGAGUGCGCCCUCGAUGAAAAUGAGCUUCCCGUGCAGAGAAACUUCUCGGCUGAGAUGGACCCCGACGGUGAAGACAUGGACUACUCCUGCGGCAAAGAUGAGGAUGGAGGUGUCCAGGAGACUGGAGACCGGAACAGCGAGGGACGGAAAAGCAGAAGCCCACCAGACCCUGAGAACUGGGACGGACCAAGAGAGCUCCAGGUUGUCAUUAAAGAUGGAGAACGGCAGAUCCAGAGUCGGCAGUCGCUUCCGGUGGGCACGACGUGGGGACCAUACGAGGGGAAGCUCGAGGCGAGCCCAGACGGCAGCCUGAAGACGAAGUGUCCCACCCACAUGUGGCUUCUGGACAUCACCUGGCCAGGUCUGGACGACAGCAAGACCAACUGCAUCAUCUACAGCAAGAGUGGACAGCUUUGGUGCACGACCACCAAGCCCGUGGUUCCGGGUGACGACGUGGUGGCUUUCGCCGUGGAUCUGGACUCCCAGGUCCGAGCGGUGAGCCAGGUGCCCCCAGCGGAGGGGAUGUACCCGGCGCGCUUGCUGGACUCCAUACAGCUCCUGCCACAGCAGGCCGCCAUGGCGUCAAUCCUGCCCACCGCCGUCGUCAACAAGGACAUCUUCCCUUGCAAGGCGUGUGGCAUCUGGUAUCGGAGCGAGAGGAACCUGCAGGCUCACCUGAUGUACUACUGCAGCGGCCGGCAGAGGGAGGGUGCGGGAGCAGCCGGGGAGGGGGAGGGCAGCCCGCUCCAUGUGGCUAGCAUGGCUAACGUGGCUAACAUCUGCCCCUUCCCACAAUGCAACAAGAGGUGUUCGGGGACUCAGGCCCUGGAGAUGCACCUGUCCACACACAGCGGUGUCAAACUGGAUGAGCCGGCCCCCCUUGGCACCACCCUAAGAUGCACAAUCUGUAGAUACACCGCGGACUCUGCCGUCGCUCUCCAGCACCACAUCCUCUCUCACCUGUCGCAGGCGGCCUUCCGCUGCUCCCACUGCCAUAUCAGCUUCCAGAACCACGGGGAGUUCCUGCAGCAUCAGGACGCGCACCGGCUCGGCGCAGCCAAGCUUCACGGGGGGAGCGAGGGCCAGCACUCCCCCGGCUCCCGCGAGGAGAGCCAGAAGCAGGCGGGCGCCGAGCCGGCGGGCAAGCACGACGCCCUCCAGAGUCCCAGGAGCGUACAGAAUGAGGACGCGGGGGCCGGCGCCGAGCUGGAGAGGCCCGAGAAGAAGGCCGCGAUCUCCGGCUCAAAGGGGGACGCAGGCACAGGCAGCAAGGCGAGCUUUUCCUACACCCGGAUCAAAUCAGAGCCCUCAAGCCCUCGGCUGGCCUCCUCGCCGGUCCAGCCCAACAUGGGGCCCACAUUCCCCAUGGGGCCUUUCCUCUCCCAGUUUGCGUUUUCGCAAGACCUUUCCAUGGCGCCACAGGCCUCAGAGAUCUUGGCAAAGAUGUCGGAGCUGGUACACCGGAGGUUACGGCAUGGGAGGAACAGCUACCCGCCGAUGGUCUACAGCCCCCUGAUGCCCAAAGGAGCCACGUGCUUCGAGUGCAAUAUCACUUUCAACAAUCUGGACAAUUACCUGGUCCACAAAAAACAUUACUGCAACAGUCGUUGGCAGCAGUUAACAAAGUCGCAUGACUAUUCCAGUGUCCCAGACAAGGCGGUGGAGACACUGAGCCCAAACAGCAAGAUGGGCCCUGGCCACCCAUCCGAAUCUGACGGCCACCUGAUGCAAUCAGCCUGUCUGAACGCCUCCGUGUUGGACCUGAUCAGUGCCGGCAGCAAAGUGCCUGAAAAGGAAUUCUCAGGGCAACUGAAAAAGGCCUCCACACCCCCCGGGGCUGAAGACAGUCCGAACAGCCAGCAGACAGACUUGAGGAGUCCGAACCCCUCCCUGGUGGAGAACGAAAACGACCCUUCGAGGACGACGUGCGAGGCCUGUAAGAUCACCUUCAGCCGCCAUGAAACCUACAUGGUCCACAAGCAGUACUACUGUGCCACUCGACACGACCCGCCUACGAAGCGGGCUUGCGCAAGCAAGGUGCCGCCCGUGCCGAGGACCAUGAGGUCACGCAAGCGGAGGAAGAUGACUGAGCUCAGCCCCCCCGAUCAAGACUCCAAGCCUCCUGGGGCUCACUCUGGUCUGUUGGGCCUGCCCGCUUUGGGAAACCCCUGCACCUCCCAAGAGGUGAUAGACAAUCUCGGUGAACGGUUUUACCCACGAUGCAACAUGUUCCCAGGAAUGGUCCCAAAACAUCUGGAAGCUUCUCUCACAAAACUGGUUCUUGCAUCCAAGUGCAACACAGUCAACCAGCAGGAAACAGACACUCCCAUAGAUCUCAGCAAAAAGUGUCUGGAGAAAACAGGCAGCUCCCCCAAGAGACUCUUAGACUAUCACGAAUGCACAGUGUGUAAGAUUAGUUUUAACAAAGUAGAGAGCUACCUUGCUCACAAGCAGAAUUUCUGCCCUGUCACAUCUGUACAGCCUGAUGACAUUAGUGGGUUGGAUAAGGCGAUGUUUCCAGAUGUGAAAAAUGGAAGCAGUGGUUUUGACAAUAUCUUCAGCAAGAGCCCCGCAAAGUGUGAUAAAACCACAAGUGGACGACUGCUCUCCCAAAACGGCACCUUCUUUCACUCCAAUUUAGGGACCCUGUCAGGGCUCCAGACCCCUGCUGAUCUCCAGCUACUUCACGCUAAAGACGACGGCAAAAACUUAUUCCUGCCCCAUUGCUUCUAUCCCCGAGAAACCAAGAAAGCCAACACACCGGAGAGAAUCUCCCCAUUUUAUGGCGUUAAACCCACUGACUACAUCAAUGGGACUCUGGUCGGGGCGGGUGAGCCGAAAGAGCAGAAGCAGAGUCCCAACGAAGGGAGCGAGGGAGGGAAGGAGCAGCCGGCCCCCAACGGCUUCGCCCACCCCGGAGAGGAGCCGCUGUCCCUGCUACCCAAGAGCAGAGACACAGCCGCAAGCGUCAACGGCAGCACGAAGCUGGAGGAUGCCGCCUCGCCAAACGAGGACCAGCCCGAUGACUCCCAAGCCACGGACAGCCGCUGCUCUCCCUCUUGGACGUCCGAGACCCCCACGGACACGGAGAGCUCGCCCUCGCGGAAGACGCGGACGGAGAAGACGUCCCCGAAAACGCCGAACAGCACGGCAUCCGCUGGCGGCGGAGGAGGGAAGUACUGUCACCUCUGUAACAUUCAGUUCAACAGCCUGUCAAACUUCAUCACGCAUAAGAAGUUCUACUGCUCAUCACGGCCAGCAGAACACGUGAAGUAAAUCAUGCCCCCCCCCCACCCCACCCCCCAACGGGCUGCACCUCUGUCCCGUUUGCUGCUGAUGGACAAUCAACAGAAACCUGUCUUAAGACUUAAUGCACGGCACUGGGAAAAUCCUGUAACAUAGAUGGCACUUCCGCAUUUAUUUAUUUAAAAGAAAACAAGUACCAAUCAAUCGAUGUAGUGAUCCUAAUUUAAAGCAGGAUGGAGUCUGUAUCAUAACCGUUUGUAAUGUUCUUGUGCAGUUAACAUUGUUUACAUUGUAAUAUAGGUUCGAUUAGGCACACAGAAUGAGAUGCAUUUAGAUGAAAUUAGCACUUGUACAGACCAGUUUGCUGUUUCCCUGUCCUCUUCUGAUUUUUAUAUAUGCUGAAGUAAUAUUUGAAUUGAAUUCCUAUUUUCCCAGGCCUCUAUUGAUGGAGCAAAUCAAACACUGGCCCAUCUGUUACCAGUCAGCUGGCCUGUAUGUAUGUAUGUAUGUAUGUACUGUGAAUGUUUGUUCCUGUCCCUGUUCAUUAACUCAGAGGAGUCUGUUUUUAUGCAAACAGCUACACACUUGUACAGUAUGUGAAUUCCUGUUAGCUAAAUUUUUUAGAGCCGUGCUUCAAACAAACAAUAGAGACAGUAUUACCUAAGCACUCGGCGGGGGCAGGAGUUGGGGGAACAUUAAUUUUAUUCAAAUUUUCACGAUGAAUUGCUACGUUGUGGUUCAGGGCUUGGGAGGGACUGAACGACACUGAGUCAUUCCAAUUCCCCAAAUACGAAGGAAAAUCUUUGUUGAAAUAUCAUUGCUAUGCAUGUAAAUGGAAGGAAUAAUACUUCAGAAUUGUUGGACAUUUUAAUUUGGUUGUGAUGUCAUGAUUAAACUUCAGUCCUCAGGUCAA
Paramormyrops kingsleyae is the source of this 4468-nucleotide messenger RNA. It is a transcript of the gene zfpm2b, whose product is annotated as zinc finger protein, FOG family member 2b. Gene Ontology annotation, biological process: heart development; cell differentiation; negative regulation of transcription by RNA polymerase II. Lineage: Eukaryota; Metazoa; Chordata; Actinopteri; Osteoglossiformes; Mormyridae. The record is from RefSeq and is a predicted model, not a curated record. Gene Ontology annotation, molecular function: RNA polymerase II-specific DNA-binding transcription factor binding. Gene Ontology annotation, cellular component: nucleus.